Messenger RNA from Colletotrichum destructivum, 1623 nucleotides. Its product is annotated as Putative major facilitator superfamily, MFS transporter superfamily. Gene Ontology annotation, molecular function: transmembrane transporter activity. NCBI's taxonomy places the organism in Eukaryota, Fungi, Ascomycota, Sordariomycetes, Glomerellales, Glomerellaceae. Gene Ontology annotation, biological process: transmembrane transport. The transcript is spliced from 5 exons. The coding region runs from base 1 to 1623 and encodes 540 amino acids. The record is from RefSeq and is a predicted model, not a curated record. Gene Ontology annotation, cellular component: membrane.
AUGAGUGCCUCAACCCAGCCAGACGAGGUCCGAGUCGACCACGAUGCAGCGGCCACGAGCCGGAAGCUGCAGGCCAACGCGGCUGUCGCGAGGGCCAACGUGGACAACCUGCGAGACGACCCGGAGGCCAGGGCGGCGUUUCUGUCGACGUUCUCGGCAGAGGAGGAGAGGUCUGUCAUCAACAAGGUGGACAAGGCGUUCUUGGUCCUCAUCGGGGUCAUGUUCAUGAUCAAGCAGAUCGAUCAGACAAAUGCGUCCAACGUCAGGGUUCUGCAGGUCGGCGAACCGCGCAACAUCAUGAAAGAGCUCGACAUGACGUCUGACCAGUACAACUGGGUUGGGUCCAUCUACGGCAUCGCCUACAUCAUAUUCGAGGCGCCCAGCAACCUGCUGCUGAAAAAGAUGAGUCCGCAUCUGUGGCAAUCCCGCAUCUUCCUCACCUGGGGGAUCAUCACCGCGUGCCAGGCCGCAGCACAGAACCGACAUCAACUCUACGCCAUGCGUUUUCUGCUUGGCAUGUUCGAGGCCGGCAUGUUCCCCGGCAUCAUGGCCCAGCUGUCGAGCUGGUACCGCACCGACGAGAUCGGAAAGCCCGUCACCUGGUUCUUCGCCAUGUCCAACCUCGCCGGCAUCGUCGGCUCCCUGCUCUGUUACGCCAUCAGCUACCUCAACGGCGCCCGCGGCCUCAGCGCCUGGAGGUGGGUGUACCUGCUCGAGGGGCUCGCGACGGUCGUCUUCUCCGGCGUAGUCUUCUGGUUCCUGCCGGACUACCCAAAGUCCCCGCGCAGCGCCCGCUUCCUGACGGAGCGGGAGCGGGAGUUCGUCGAGGCCAGGCUCCCCGAGAACGCGCCGCUGACGAGCGACCCGGACUUCGCCGGCCGGGAGAUCUGGGCCGUGCUCCGGACGCCGCUCAUCUGGUCCUUCAUGCUCUCGCAGACGCUCAUCAACAUUGGCGGCUACGCGCUAACGUGGUAUCUGCCGACCAUCGUGACGAAUCUGGGGUUCGUCGGGCUGCCGAGGAACCAGCUGCUCAACAUGCCGCCGGCGUUUGCAGCCAUCGUUGGCCUGAUCUUCUCGGCGUGGUUCAUGUCGAGGGCAUACAUCGUGCGGCCGGCGUACAUCAUGAUCCUCAUGUCCGGCAUGGUCGUGUGCUUCGUGCUUUUCUUCACCAUCACCAACCGCUACGGCAUCUACAUAUCCUGCAUCUUGGGCACUCUAUUCUACCAGUCGUACUUCAUCCCUUUCUGGGCCUGGCGGUCCGCCACGCUCUCAGGGUCGACGGGCACCGCCUUCACCCUCGGCCUGCAGUCCGGCAUCGCGCAGCUGGGCGGCGUCAUCGGGCCGCAGCUGUUCCAGUCGCGGUUCGCGCACAACGGAUACAAGACGAGCUUCGCCAUCGCGGCGGCCACGACGAUCGCGUCGUUCCUGGCCAACCUGUGGACGUGGUGGCUGACGCGCAACACCGAGUACGACGUGAUGAGGGUCCGGAGAAAGAUCCUCAAGGCUCGGAGGCUCGGCAAGGUCAACUUUGACGACGACAUCCGGGUGUUUGAAGAGAGACGCUUCUACGACGGGUUUAAACGCCAGGGGAGGGAUGACGGCGAGGAAAGCUCGCAGGCAUGA